Molecule: messenger RNA, 831 nt
Organism: Colias croceus (clouded yellow)
Lineage: Eukaryota; Metazoa; Arthropoda; Insecta; Lepidoptera; Pieridae
Gene: Rrp40
Product: exosome complex component RRP40
Exons: 1
Coding region: 107-817 (236 amino acids)
Biological process (GO): TRAMP-dependent tRNA surveillance pathway; CUT catabolic process; exonucleolytic trimming to generate mature 3'-end of 5.8S rRNA from tricistronic rRNA transcript (SSU-rRNA, 5.8S rRNA, LSU-rRNA)
Cellular component (GO): nuclear exosome (RNase complex); cytoplasmic exosome (RNase complex)
Molecular function (GO): RNA binding
Source: RefSeq, a predicted model, not a curated record
GUACCUACAACUUCAGCGACAUGUGUAUUUAUUUUGAUAGAAAUUAGAAAAUAACAUUUUACUUUAUAGAAUAUAGGUAUCUGUUAGUUUGUAAUAAUUGGUAAUAAUGAAAGUCGAAAUCGGUGACGUUGUUUUACCGGGAGAUUAUUGCGAUGAAAUAUGUGCCGUUGGUGCCAGGUCAAAAGUUGUGAUCGGUCCGGGGCUAAGGAAAGAAACUGACCAUGUUUUUGUUACAAAACCAGGAGUUUUAAGGAAGCGAAAUCCAAAUACCUUUUGGGUAGACAGUUACCAGAAGCGAUACGUACCUUCGAAGGGAGAAAAUGUCAUUGGCGUAGUUGUUCAAAAGGCGGGAGACAUAUUCAGAGUCGAUGUUGGAGGAAGCUGUACCGCAGCCUUAUCAUAUCUAUCUUUCGAAGGUGCUACAAAGAAAAACCGACCAGAAGUUCAAAUUGGAGAUGUCGUGUAUGCAAAAAUGUUAGUUGCAAGCAAAGAUAUGGAACCAGAGCUAGUUUGUGUGGACUCGCACGGCAAAAAGGGACGCCUUGGCGUUUUAACUGACGGAUUUGUGUUUAAAUGCUCAUUAAAUCUUAUAAGGAAAAUACUGAAUCCAAAUUGUCCUUUACUAGAUUCUAUAAAAAACGAGUGGCCUUUUGAAUUAGCAGCAGGAAUGAACGGACGAAUUUGGAUAAAAGCAAACACCAUGAGAGAAACUAUAGCUGUAGGGAAUGCUAUAUUAGGCGCCGAAUACCUUAGCAAUGAAGAAAUAAAGAGCAUCUGUACUAACAUAGCUACAAUUCUGGCUGGACACAUAUCGUAAAACUUAAUAUUAUA